AUGUCGUGCAACCAACAGCCCGUUGUCGCGGAGCGGCGCGCAAAGAAGGAUUUGGGGGGAAAGAACGACGAGGCCCGGGAGCGGAAGCGCAUGCAGAACCGGGAUGCGCAGCGAGUGUACCGCCUGCGUUUGAAAUCAAACAUGGCCGAGCUCGAGCGUCUCAAGGCGCAGAACAGCGAAGACAGUCUCCGGCAGCAGGCCGGCCACCAGCAGCCGGGCUUCCACCACCCGGUCUGCUCGAGUUUCCAGGCCGACGCCAGCCUGCAGCGGUACGGCACCGCGACGCCGGACUCCCCCGACCCCACGUCGCUGGCCGCCCUUCACCUCGACAUGGACCUGCACGCCCUGCCCGAGACGGAGCUAUACAGCCUGCAGAGGCACGAGCACGCAGACAUCUCGAGCUGGCAAAAUGGGACGUUGCCCGCCGACCACUUGGCCGCCCAGAUGCCCUUUGGCAACGGCGUCGGCGCGGCCACGCCCAGAUCCCCCACGCACACGGAGGCCUUUGCGCAGCUGUUUGGCCGCGUCAUGGCCGAGGUGGAGGCUGCCGGGUACGCGUCCCUCGACGCCUUCCUCGCGACCUACUACGCCAGGACGUUUGACGCCUCGUCCCCCUUUGCCAUCCCGCAGCAGGUCAGCCGCGGGGUCGGGCUGCCCCGGCUCCUCGCCGACCUGGUGCCCCUGAUGUGCGGGUCGGGCGCGUGUGAGGAUUCCGGCAUCUACCGCGACAUGGCCGUCACCAUGGCGCAGCAGGUCCUGCAGAUGGAGGUGGCCAGGACGAGCGACUCGGUGCGCGCCCGGCUGGACCGGUUUAUGGAGCUCCUCGAGCCGGAGUUCGGGGCCGUCGGGGCGUCCGCCUCCUUUGCCGAGCUGAGCAACCUCCUGCAGGCCGAGCAACCAAACACGUGGGCGCUGCUGCACGCGCUCGCCGGGGCCCGGACGGGCGGCCUGGCCGACCCUUCCACCAUGACCACGAUGAUGUUGAUGCUGAACUGUGCGGGGUCCGUGGACAAGCAGGCCUCAAAGGACGUGUUUGUCUCGCUGAUGCAGCUAGUCAAGUAG
Molecule: messenger RNA, 1062 nt
Organism: Ustilaginoidea virens
Lineage: Eukaryota; Fungi; Ascomycota; Sordariomycetes; Hypocreales; Clavicipitaceae
Exons: 4
Coding region: 1-1062 (353 amino acids)
Source: RefSeq, a predicted model, not a curated record